UCUAUUUGUUUUAUUGGGGCUGCGGUUAGUGGUCAGCACAUUUUUGCUGAGUAGUGAGAGGCAGAACAGCAAAUAUGGGACCAAACGGCUUCCCACAGAGUUAUACGCUCAGCUAAUGGAGAAGGAGGGAAGUAGGAGGGCUGAAUAAUGGGCGAUGUUCUAGGAGGGCAAAAAUAAGAAAGUGAAGGAUGAUCAUAACCAUAUGGAGGCUGCUUUUUUGCUGAAAGGGAAGGACUGAGCAAGAGAGGAAGGGAAGUUUAGGGAGGGUGACAUAAGGAGAAGGAAUGGUGAAAGAAAGUAAAUAUGCCUGCCAGAAGAUGAAAAGAUUAAAAAACAAAGGAAGAAACUGAGGAUUAGCCAGGCAGCCCACCUGUGUGGAAAGCUGUGUUUUUCUGUUUGGAAUUUGAGUAAAGAGACAGAGGCAGGGGGUGAGAGAGGAAGAAGACUGGAGGAUAGGGACAGAGAGAGAGAGAAAAAGGAAGUAGUCUGCUGUUUCACACACUGGUGGUGAAGUAGAGCCCCUUGCAAGAAUUCUCCUGGCUAUGUCCGCCAUCUGGAAUGUCGAGUCACUUCCUCUGUCUGCCCUGUGCUCUAACGGGGUUGUCCUCUGCCUCUCUGCUCCCUCCCUCUGCUCUGACAGCGUUCUGAAGAACCGCUGGAGACCACGCCAGUACGGACGGGACUCUACUGACAAGACACACACGCGCCAGCACACGAACAUCCAGCAUGAAAGCGAGACCCCCGGAGUAGCCCACAUCCAAGCAGACACACUCUAAAUGGAAUCUGGGCCUGGAAGACGCAAAGACAACUGCAGUCAUCAGCUGAACUUUUUGGAGGGUGUUCCUAUUCCCUUAUAUGGCAACAGAGCUGGGAAAUCAUUUGAAUUAGUCUGGUUUCUGUUGCAUGCCUGUCUGGUUUUAGUGCUGACUGAGUUCCAUCUGGUAUGUUUCUGUCUCUGCUCCGUGCGUGUGUGAGUGUGUGGGCGCCGUGUGUGUGGCUCGAUUUGUUUGUUUUGCCAUUCUUGGUUCUUCUUUUCCUGUUGUUUGCAUGUGGGGUUUUUGUUUUGGGACAAGAGGAGGGCUUGUGUUUGUGGUUAAGCUAGAGGCACCGUCAUUGCCUCAGGGGUGGCUGCUUCAUUCAGACUGUGCAGCACCUCUCGCUAUUUUUCUUCUACCUCCUUUCCACUCCCUCCCUCACACUGCUGUGAUGGCCUGUGUUUGUUGGAGCAACACACCCACCUGGGUGCAGCAACUAGCAACCAAAAACUGAAACAGGGUCUGUCUAUACAAGGAUACUAACAGAAAGGUGGACUGGAACUUCUGUGGAGGAAAACUCACCUCAUAAUCAACUGGAUGUUUCUUUCUUUAUGCCUCUAAUGCAACAGGAUGUAUGACCCAGAAGGAAACAGCCGACACAGAGGAAGCGCUAGCUGAUAUAGACAAGGUGUGGGAUUGCCUGUUUGUCACUUUGAUUAUGAAGAAAAGGAUCAUGGGAAUGAUCUAAACACUCUGGCGCUGCCAACUUCAGUGACAGGCCGUCAGCAGGAUGCCGUUUGAACAAGUCUGACACAGAGAACUUGUGUUAAAUUUGUGUUAUGUCAAGUUCAUCACCUCAUGUGGAUUAUUUUUCUGAACAUAUCUCACUACAUUGAUUGCCAUGGCUACGGCAGCAUGGUAUCAUCGUGACAUCAGCCGUGUGCACGCGGAGGAUUUGCUGGCACGGGCGGGGAGGGAUGGCAGCUACCUAGUGAGAGACAGUGAGUCUGUGCCAGGAGCCUAUGCAUUGUGCCUGCUGUUCCAACGUCAUGUUCACACCUAUCGUAUUCUUCCCGAUGCAGACGGCCUUCUAGCAGUUCAGACAACACAAGGGGUGCAGGUAAACUGCUUCCGGACACUAGAGGACCUGGUGUUGGGGUACCAGCAUCCCCACAAAGGCCUGGUCACUCCUCUGCUCUACGCUGUGCCCCGUGAUACAGACUCUGGGGAUGAGAGCUCAGAUGAUGAGAAGCUGCCCCCAGUUCCAGCCUCUGUCAACACAGUUCCUGUCACAGGACCACCAGCAAAACCAGCCCCUCAUACCGUAUUCCUGGAUAAGUUGCAGGAGCUGAACACAUCCAGUACUGCGGGUGAGGUGAUUGGUCUACUCAAUGACUACCUCUUCAGUGAGCUGCCUCUUGACAUUGAGAAUGUGCAUAAAGGGGCAACAACUCUGUGUCACCUCAAACGUACUCUGGGUACUGCCUGCCAAGGUCUAAACAGUGAGAUUGACCUCACUCUCUCAAGUCUGGAGACCCUGGCCAAGGUCUUUGAUCAUCCGAGCUGCUCUUUAACGCACACCAAAGCACAGGGCCCAGACAUGGAGAUAGAUAGCCUGCUGUGUAAGAUUUCAGCUUUGGUCAGUCUUCUUUCUUCAUUGGAGAAGAAGGUAUUAAAAGCAUUACAAGAUGCGGUGACCAAUCAUAAUUUGGCAGUGCAGCAGAACCCACCCCCUCCUGAACAAACACCCACCAACGUAACACCUGUCAAGAACCAUGCCAGACAGCUGCCAGUCCACUCCUUUCAGGUGAAGAUGGUGAGAUAUGGCAGACAGACUGUCUCUGUAGAUGUGGACACAGGAGUGCUGCUCUUUGACAGGAAGGCUGGCUCCUUUGGUAUAGAGAGAGUCUCACAUGACAGAAUCCUUCAGAUUGUCAAGUUCCAGAGCAGUCCUGCCAAGGUACGCAUGGUGGUUGACAGCCACCACAACACCCCGCGGGAGAUGACGUUUGAAAGUGUGCGGAAACGUGAUGCCUUCUGCCAACUCUUCCAGCUGAUGAAAACCAGGCACUCUCAGCUGAGCGAACCUGACGUGGUCUCUGUGUUUGUUGGCACCUGGAAUAUGGGUGGUUCCCCUCCUCCUCGCAGCCUGCAGUCUUGGGUGACCUGCUGUGGUUUGGGACACACCCCUGAUGAGUCGACUGCUUUGCUCCCACAUGACAUCUAUGCCUUGGGAACUCAGGAAAACCCACAGGGAGAAAGAGAGUGGACAGAACAUAUCAAAGCAACCCUUCGCAGCUAUACUCACAUUGACUUUAAACAGGUGUCAGUACAGUCCCUCUGGAAUAUGAGGCUGGCUGUGUUUGUGAAGCCGGAGCACGAGAGCCGCAUCAGCCAUGUGAACACAGCCAGUGUGAGGACCGGCUUAGGGAACACAUUGGGAAACAAAGGGGCUGUUGGCGUUUCUUUCCUCUUCAAUGGAACAUCUUUUGGGUUUGUUAACUGUCACCUGACCUCUGGAAGUGAGAAAGUCCUAAGGAGAAACCAGAACUUUGUGGACAUCCUCAGACUGCUCUCUCUGGGUGAAAAACAGCUUGGUGCCUUUGACAUCAGCUUGCGCUUCACUCAUCUCUUCUGGUGUGGAGACCUAAACUACAGACUCGACUUGGAUGUACAGGACAUCCUGAAACAUGUGUCCAAGAGAGAGUUUGAGGAACUUAUGUGUGCAGACCAACUGACCCGGGAGAGACACAAGAGGAAGGCCUUUCUCAAUUUCAAGGAAGAGAAGAUUGCAUUUCCACCCACCUAUCGGUAUGAACGGGGCUCAAGGGACUGCUACUUAUGGCAAAAGUACAAGACUUCAGGGGUGCGAGUCAAUGUUCCAUCAUGGUGUGACCGGAUUCUGUGGAAGUCCUACCCAGAGACACACAUCGUCUGCACUGCAUAUGGUUGCACAGAUGACAUCUUCACAAGUGAUCACUCACCUGUUUUUGCCACGUUCCAAGUGGGGGUGACAUCACAGCUCAGCUCCAAAACAGAUCUAAAUUCAAGCAUGGAGCGGGCCUGGAUAGAGCUUGAAGGCAUCGAGGCCAUUGUGAAGACGGCAAGCAAGGCAAAGUUCUUCAUUGAAUUUCACUCGUCUUGCCUUGAAGAGACACGACGUUCAAGUGAGAAUGACUCACAGAGCUGUGAUGUUCCCGGGUUUCUCAAACUGGGCUGGUCCUUCAAACAGCUGCCGAAGCUUCUUCCAAUCAUGUCCGACAUGGAGUAUCUCCAGGAUCAGCACCUUCUGUUGUCUGUCAAGUCAUGUGAUGGGUUUGAGUCAUACGGUGAAUGCUGUGUGGCUCUGCACUCACUCACUGGUGCAUCAGAGCAGUUUGAGACAUUUUUGAGUCACCGUGGCGAGGAGAUGGGCUCCAUAAGAGGACGGGUCAGGAUCCAUGUGCCUAAAGACAGACGAGGAACGCGGGAGAAAAUCUAUGAGUUGUUUUGUUUUGAGAAAGAUCCUGGGAGGGGACACAUGACUCCUGCAUCUACACGGGUUCCAGUAAACAGGUCUUCAGCAGCAGCUCCUCCCAAACUAACUCCAAGCAGCUACACAAAUCCUGCCUACUUCAUCUUUGAAGGUGUGUCAGUGGCGCGCAGGGUGGAGGAGGCACUCCCCCAGCGAAAGGACCCACAGGUGAUCUGGUCUGGAAAUGAGGCCUUGCAGCUCCCAAAAAUCUCAGGACGUCAGGGUCAGGGCUUUGACAGAAGACCCUGUCGCAGAUCAGACUUUACAGAGAUUGAAAUUCCAGCCGUCCUGCCCCAGUACACUCCAACCAAUGACCUUCACACACCCCAAACCAACUCCUCCUAUCAGCUUUUCCCAGCCAAAAACCCAUCUCCCAUACCUCCACCAUCAAGUAAUGCCAUGUCACAGUACCAGGAACAGACUUCACAACCCAGAGACAAAUACCAAAGUAUAAAUAUUGUUCAAGACUCUAUACUGCCUGAGAAGAACCUGAGGAACUUGUAUAUGAAUCAUUCAGCAAUCAUAAGGGAAAAAGCCAAAAGGGAUCAACAUCAGCUUCUCCCAGAAAGGACCAAUCCCAUCAGGGCAGCCAAGGCACCAUCAGCUUUCCCCUACAUCCCCACUCACAUAGCACAUCGUCAGACCUCUGUUCCCUGGAUAGUGGAUCAGCAGCCCUCCGGACCUACAGGAGACAACUCCCUUACUGCUUUGCAAAUUGCAAAGUCACUCAGCGAGGUUGACUUCUUCCCCACAGAGCAGAGAGGCCCAUCCAUACCAAACCAGAGGCUUGGUUAUAGAAAUGGCCCUUGCAAGCAUGCAGAUAGAGGCUACAGCUGGGAGAAAGAGGUGUCUGUCCUCCAAGGCGCACCAGAAACUGUACGGGAACUUCUCAGUGCUCUGGGUCUUCAGAAAUACACCUUGGGACUCAGCCUCAAUGGCUGGGAUGAUCUGGAUUACUUCAGUGGAAUCACUGAGGAGGAUCUUCGUGCUGCAGGAGUGACGAAUCCUUCACAUCGCCGCAGGAUCCUCGAGAACCUGCCCAGGAACUGGAACUGACACAGAGAUGGCAAACCUCGCUGGUACGAAGACUCGUAGUCUUCUCAGUUAGAACUGGAAGCGUGUAAGAACUGAGAACUGAAAAGAGGACACGCUGAUCGGCUAUCAAUCACAUCAGCUGGACUCACCACAGCCCUGACAUCUUUUCAUUUACUCGAUCAAUACUCUUAACAAUAGUUUGUCUGUGUCAACACAGAAGGGAACAAAUGCAGGAAGCACUCGUUUCACUCCUGCUUUACUCCUGUGCUUUAUUCAUCUAUCCAUCUUGGCGGAUAAUAAAAGAGGUGGGUGAUAUGAAUGGAAAACCUGGAUGCGUAUCACCAUGUACUGACAUUUAAACAAAUAUUGAUUAUGGUCUCAUUGAUUUUUAUUUCAAAUGAAUUGUAAAUGACUAUAAAAGUAUAGUCCUUUCAUUUCCAGUGUUCACCCAAGGCUAGUGUUUACCAUUCACCUUCAUCCCUUCUACUGUAUGCUUUCCAAUACUCUGCUAUUAUUGAGCCUAGAUCUUGUAAAAGCCCUGUUUUAAACAAAUGGAGCAUAAAAAUCCAUAGCUGUACAUAUCUACUGGAACAUUGUCUGUAAAGUUGAUAUAGGAGGACUUACCAUCUCAUUUUGUUUACUGUCUCAUAGUUGCUCAUGUUGCUAUCGUGUCACUUAAUCAGUACCUGUGUCCACUGUGCAUGUUUUAUGCAGCCUUUAUAAAAGUAAAGUGCAUAAAGCGACUCUUGACUGUCACCAAGUGUU
This is a messenger RNA of Larimichthys crocea (large yellow croaker), 6069 nucleotides long. It is a transcript of the gene inppl1b, whose product is annotated as inositol polyphosphate phosphatase-like 1b. The record is from RefSeq and is a predicted model, not a curated record. Gene Ontology annotation, biological process: negative regulation of insulin-like growth factor receptor signaling pathway; regulation of immune response; phosphatidylinositol dephosphorylation. Gene Ontology annotation, molecular function: protein binding; inositol-polyphosphate 5-phosphatase activity. NCBI's taxonomy places the organism in Eukaryota, Metazoa, Chordata, Actinopteri, Sciaenidae. Bases 1657 to 5325 code for a protein of 1222 amino acids. The transcript has 27 exons. Gene Ontology annotation, cellular component: cytosol.